Brenthis ino (lesser marbled fritillary) is the source of this 636-nucleotide messenger RNA. NCBI's taxonomy places the organism in Eukaryota, Metazoa, Arthropoda, Insecta, Lepidoptera, Nymphalidae. The record is from the annotation of a GenBank genome assembly.
AUGGCAAACUCAUCAGUUGUGUUAAGCUUUCAUGAAAUUUUACUCCAUCAAUCUGAUGUUGCACUUUUGAAUGGGCCACAUUGGCUUAAUGAUACCAUUAUAUCAUUUUAUUUUGAAUAUUUAGAGAAAGUAACAUUUAGUAAAGAAAAACAUAUCUUAUUUGUGUCACCGGAAGUUACUCAAUGUAUUAAAAUGGUUGAAGCAAGUGAAAUUGGAAUCUUUUUGGAACCACUUAACAUUAAGACCAAGAAAUUCGUUUUCUUUGCCCUUAAUGAUAAUGAUUCUCCGGAAAGGGCUGGAGGUUCUCAUUGGAGUCUGCUUGUUUUCUCUAGAAACGAAAACUGUUUUUAUCAUCUUGACUCAUCAGCUGGGAGUAAUCAUAAUGUUGCAUGGGAUUUUAGUAGCCACUUAAUGUCUUAUUUAAGUGAAGGAGCUAUUUCUUUUGUUGACAAGGAAUGUCAACAGCAAAGCAAUGGCUAUGAUUGUGGAGUAUAUGUUAUUUGCAAUACUGAACUACUAGCAAAUUAUGCAAAGAAUCAUGGAGAAAUACAAUUAUGUGAUAUGAAAAUUAAAAUAAAUCCUAAUAUAAAAAGAAAAGAGAUUUUGAACAUCAUCAAAAAUCUUUCUCAAACACAA